Molecule: messenger RNA, 198 nt
Organism: Cooperia oncophora
Lineage: Eukaryota; Metazoa; Nematoda; Chromadorea; Rhabditida; Trichostrongylidae
Source: the annotation of a GenBank genome assembly
AUGGCACCGGCGGAUGUGAAGAGGAUAACGCCAUCGAUCGUCUGGAGGGACGAUUCUGAAACUGAAGGCCUCGCAGCACUCCUUCCCGGAAUCAACCUGUCAGCGUUCGUAAUCUAUUCGUUUUUGUCGCUAUGUUACGAGUAUCUUGGUGGUGAAAGCAACAUCAUGGCAGAAAUUCGUGGAAAACCGAUCAGGUGA